Molecule: messenger RNA, 769 nt
Organism: Westerdykella ornata
Lineage: Eukaryota; Fungi; Ascomycota; Dothideomycetes; Pleosporales; Sporormiaceae
Product: RNA polymerase Rpb6
Exons: 3
Coding region: 131-577 (148 amino acids)
Biological process (GO): DNA-templated transcription
Cellular component (GO): nucleus; RNA polymerase III complex; RNA polymerase I complex
Molecular function (GO): DNA-directed RNA polymerase activity; DNA binding
Source: RefSeq, a predicted model, not a curated record
CUGACUACGGAGGCGGCGACGACGACGCAGGCUUCGAUGAUACCGGAUAUGGGUACGUGGAUCCGCCUACAGUCGCUGCCGCGUACUCAUUGUCCGAUGUUGGGUCUCUUCGAAUCUGUAGCUAACAUAUAUGUUUCUCAGAGAGGAGUAUGACUUCGAAGAGCCCGAGCCCGAAAUCUACGAAGACGACGAUCAGGAUCAGAACGCAGCCCCCGAAGACGCUGAGCGGGAACAACAGGGCCAGGAGGACAAUGUUGUGAUCGGGGGAGACGCCAGCCAUGCUGCCGCUGCAAAGGCCCAGGAGAAGAACACAGUCGCAAGCAUGCGGGACAAGAAGGUGCCAGACGACAAGCGCACGACUACGCCUUACAUGACCAAGUACGAGAGGGCGCGUGUUCUCGGCACAAGGGCUCUGCAAAUUAGCGGCAAUGCGCCUGUUCUGAUUGAUGUGGAAGGCAUGACGGAUCCUCUCCAGAUUGCCAUCAAGGAGCUUCGUGAGAAGAAGAUUCCCCUGGUCGUGCGGCGGUUCCUCCCCGAUGGAUGGUACGAGGACUGGACUUGCGAAGAGCUCCUCUGAGCGAUGUGGGAGGAAUGGGUCUGCAUUGGGCUGGAGUUUUUGGGGGUGGCAUAAAUGAUGGUGCUUGGCGAUAAAGGAGUCUUUAAGUCGUUUUCCAUGGAGAUAUUCCCCGAGUCAAAACCGAAGGAUCAUUUUCAUCCUCCCGCUCUGUUGCAAGUGAGAAAGCGGAUCCGACCGUUCAUGCAAUCACUU